AUGCUUACUACUAAAAGCCAAAGUAACCUGCAGAUUUAUAACAGUUUUAAAGAUAUCAAGGACAAGCUAAAUGAAUGUGAUACAUCAGUCACAGAUAAGGAGAAGCACCAAAGGGAAAAAGAAAAAUUACAGUUUCUUUUUCAUAUUUCUUUUUCAGGAAAUAUAUUUGUCAUCAACCUGGCUAUUGCAGACUUGGUAGUGGCCAUCUACCCAUACCCUCUUGUCUUGACAUCUGUAUUUCGUAAUGGAUGGAACCUGGGAUACUUUCACUGCCAAAUCAGUGGUUUCUUGAUGGGUCUAAGUGUCAUUGGAUCAAUAUUCAACAUUACGGGCAUUGCUAUUAAUCGAUAUUGCUACAUCUGCCACAGUCUCAAGUAUGACAAGCUGUAUAGCGACAAGAAUUCUCUGUGCUACGUCAUUCUCAUCUGGAUCUUAACAUUUGUUGCCAUUGUGCCCAACCUAUUCGUUGGAUCUCUACAGUAUGAUCCCAGGAUCUACUCAUGCACAUUUGCACAAUCUGUGAGUUCAACAUACACAAUAGCAGUGGUUUUUUUCCAUUUCAUGCUUCCUAUAGCCAUAGUUACAUUUUGUUACUUGAGGAUAUGGAUACUUGUUAUUCAGGUGAGGCGAAGGGUUAAACCUGACAACAAGCCCAAACUGAAGCCACAUGACUUUAGAAACUUUGUUACCAUGUUUGUUGUGUUUGUACUGUUUGCAGUAUGCUGGGCUCCUUUGAACUUUAUAGGCCUUGCUGUGGCCGUGAACCCAGACACAAUAAUCCCUCGGAUUCCGGAGUGGUUGUUUGUAUCCAGCUACUACAUGGCAUAUUUCAACAGCUGCCUUAAUGCUAUUAUAUAUGGACUCCUGAACCAGAAUUUCAGAAGAGAAUAUAAGAGAAUUAUUGUCACAAUUUGUACAGCCAAAGUAUUCGUUCAAGAGAGUUCUAAUGAUGCAGCAGACAAAAUGAAAAGCAAACCAUCGCCACUGGUUACGAACAACAAUCAAGUAAAAGUAGAUUCUGUGUGAAAUCAGGAGCAUUACUCUUGUUACUUUACAGCACUCAAACACUCAGUCCGAUUUUAUUAUACUGAAGGCACUUGGACAUGGUUUUUCAUGCAGUAUUUGUGAGCCAAAGUAACACAGGCUUGAUAUAAAAAGCCUCCUGUUUGCAAUGACCUAUCUUUCAAAUACCAACUCAAGUAUGUACUUACAGUUUUAAAAAUUUGUAGAAAGAAACAUUUUAAUUUUAUGUGUAAUGGGAAAACAACUAGAGAUGGAAUGGAACAAAAAUAUCCUUGUGACAUGGUUCUUUGCAAAAGCAUCAUACAACCAUCUCCGUCCAACCUCUCCCUUGCACCUUCUUAGUUGCAAGUCAGGUUAUGAUCCUGAUGAGUAUCCAGAAUAUUCAUUCUGGUGUUAGGAAAUGUGAAAAAGAGGAACCAGACUAAAAAACCUCAGUGAGCAUUCACUAGGUUUAUAUAAGUUCCUACAGUGGUCAUAGUUUUUACUUUGAGGUAAAUAGACCUCCCUACUCCCUUUAGGAAUUGCACAACCCUUCUUGCAUUCUCCUUUUAAAAACCUUUUCAAAGAAAUCCACAUACCUGAUUAUCUCAAGAGCUACAAGGACAGAGGUACUUACGGGAGAGUGGGGAUGGUCAGAGAGCAUAUGUGGGUCCCCCAGAUCAGGCCGCACAAGGGAGAUCCUGAGAAAUGGAGAAUGGCAAACCUCUCUGAUUUUCAGGGACAAACUACACCAGAGAAGAUUGAAAUCCCCCACAGGAGACAAGGGGAAUGAAUGAUACCCCCUGGACACAUUAGGAAGAAGGACCAAUUGGUUUUCAAUGAUGUGAAGUGUGCAUUGGAUACCAACCAACUGGUCUCUCUUUAAGAAGCCAACACCAAUUAAGAUGGGCAUCUGUUUAGGGAAUGGGAGUUCAUUUGGAGAGGGUAGGGAGGAUAUUCUACUUAGCUGAAAUUCCAACAAGAUGAAUCCUGAGAACUGAGAUAAUCAUUAAAAUGCACAGUUCCAUCAGAUGGCAUUUUGCCUACUUUCUGACCCUGUCCUCCCUCACUUAGUGUCAGUGAAGAAAAUCAAUUUGUGAUCGUAGGUUUCAGCUUUUAAAUGAGUAGGUGGAGGUCCUUUCAAAACAUUCACAAAUUCUGUCUUUUAAGUGAUGUUAAAAGGAAUGUUACACUAUAGUACAUCUGAAAGGUUUUCUAAUCCUCAACCAACCUAUCACUGAUACCGUGUUCACUGAUGCUUGAGCUUUCCCAAGUCAGUUCCAACCAUCUCUUCAGGAGUAAGAAUUUUUAAUAGCUUAUCAAACUUUAGUUGUUAUAUGUUAAAAUGUACAUGAUAUUCAAACUGAUUCAUUAAAAUAAUUGCACAAUGCAAUCUGAAAAUAUUUGCUUUUCAGCAGCCUAGGAUAUGAUGUCCUUGAAACAUUAAAUAUUCAAUAUAAGUCCUUAAGCUAUGUAUAACUUCAAAAGCAUCUCAUAUAUCUUUGGACAUAUACACUUGACUUAAUAUAAAUUAUGAGUUAAACAAAACACAUUCAUACAUACUUGAAAACCCCACUGACACUUUGAUAAGUGAGCAGUUUUUUAACUUUAAAAUAGGUGCCUCAUGUUGUCCUUCAUUCACUUCAAGUUUACAGUGGAACUAAUUAUCACAAUGAACAAUUUGAGAGAUGAACAAGAUAGUCAGUGCAUUACCAAGAUGCUUGAUUCAUCUCUGUUUAUGUUCAAACCUUUGUCUAAGCCACCGUGUACAUAUGGUCUCUUCUAUUGUCAUAUCAUUAUAUGAUAUGAGACAAUUAACAGCAUAAAUUAUAUCACAGCUUCCUUCACUGUGAUUUCAUCCUGAGAGGAUGCUAAGCUGUGAUGUCAUUGCUUUGUAUGUGUAGCUUUAUCCAAAUAAUGAGGGAGGCAAGACCACCCUGUACUAGUCAUAUAACUAAAUAAAAUAUUUAAUUUUUUACCAAAAUCUUGCCUUCUUAAAAUAUAUUUCCUCUUUAAAAUAGUAUAAUAUUUAAUGUUGAAUCUAAGUUUCAUUAAAUAGGUUGUGUAACCUAACCCUUGGUAAAUUCGGUAUUGUCAAAGUUUUUUCAUUUGCCCUUUUCAAAUGGAAGCUUACUUGUUUAUCAUGUCAUGUAUAAAAUAAGCUUUGGAAAAGUUGUUGAAGUUAAUGUAUCCAUCCAUGUGGGUUAUCCAAGGAAUUAAAAUCCCUUCUAAAUCACAAGUGCUAAAAAUGUUUUUGAUUUUAAUAAAAAUUACUUGCUUUAUGUAAUAAAUAAUAUACUAUACCAAAGGUAUGUAUUUUGGUGAAUAGGUCUGUAAUUAAAAUUAAGAGCAUUUUUCAGA
Molecule: messenger RNA, 3363 nt
Organism: Gavialis gangeticus (Gharial)
Lineage: Eukaryota; Metazoa; Chordata; Crocodylia; Gavialidae
Gene: MTNR1A
Product: melatonin receptor 1A
Exons: 2
Coding region: 1-1026 (341 amino acids)
Biological process (GO): G protein-coupled receptor signaling pathway
Cellular component (GO): membrane
Molecular function (GO): melatonin receptor activity
Source: RefSeq, a predicted model, not a curated record